UAUGGCGUCCGUGGCGUCCGCAAGGUGGUUGAGGGUCAGCUGUGGGCUUUGCGUACCGCUGACGGCUCGGCGGGCAGGUCCCUGUGGACGGACCCCUAGUAGCAGAUUUUAUUCUGGAAGUGCAGCUGUCCCAAAGGUUGAAGGAGCUGAUGUAACAGGGACUGAAGAAGUAGUCAUCCCAAAAAAGAAAACUUGGGAUAAAGUGGCUGUUCUUCAAGCACUUGCAUCCACGGUGCACAGGGAUACCACAGCUGUACCUUAUGCAUUUCAGGAUGAUCCUUACCUCAUACCGACAUCCUCUGUGGAAUCUCAUUCAUUUUUGUUGGCGAAGAAGUCCGGAGAGAAUGCAGCAAAAUUUGUUAUUAAUUCAUAUCCCAAAUAUUUUCAGAAAGACAUAGCUGAGCCUCAUAUACCGUGUUUAAUGCCUGAGUACUUUGAACCUCAGAUUGAAGAAAUAAGUGAGGCUGCUCUGCAGGAACGAAUCAAGCUCAAAAAAGUCAAAGCUUCUGUGGACAUAUUUGAUCAGCUUUUGCAAGCAGGAACCACUGUAUCUCUGGAAACAACUAACAGUCUCUUGGAUUUGUUGUGUUACUAUGGAAACCAAGAACCCUCCACUAAUUAUAAUUUCCAACAACAGGAACAAUCAGAAGAGUUGGAAGAGGGUGAAAAGGGAGAUAACGUGAAGUCUAAGAAGAAGGCUGGUCAUCAGCUUGGAGUUACUUGGAGAGCCCAAAACCAUGCUGAGAGAAUCUUUGCUCUGAUGCCUGAGAAAAAUGCACAUUCUUACUGCACAAUGAUUCGAGGGAUGGUGAAGCACCGAGCUCAUACACAGGCAUUAGGCUUGUACACUGAACUGUUAAACAACAGACUGCGUGCUGAUGUGCACACCUUCAAUUCACUAAUUGAAGCAACAGCAUUGGUGGCGAAUGCGAAAUUUGAAGAAAAGUGGAAUAAUAUAUUGGACCUGCUGAAACAAAUGGUUGCACAGAACGUGAAGCCAAAUCUACAGACUUUUAACACUAUUCUCAAAUGUCUCCGAAGAUUUUAUGCAUUUGGAAAAUUGCCAGCCUUACAGACCUUCCGGGAAAUGAAAGCCAUCGGGAUAGAACCCUCGCUUGCAACAUAUCAUCAUAUUAUUCAGCUGUUUUAUCAACAUGAAAGCCCUUCAAAAGGAUCAUCCCUCAUCAUCUAUGAUAUCAUGGAUGAAAUAACGGGAAAGAAGUUUUCUCCAAAGGACCCCGAUGACGAUAUGUUUUUUCAGUCAGCCAUGAGGGUUUGCUCUUCUCUCAGAGAUCUAGAACUUGCUUACCAGGUCCAUGGCCUUUUAAACACUGGAGACAACCGGAAAUUCAUUGGCCCCGAUCCUCGGCGUAAUUUUUAUUAUUCCAAGUUCUUUAGUUUGCUUUGUCUGAUGGAACAAAUUGAUGUCACCUUGAAGUGGUAUAAGGACCUGAUACCUUCAGUCUUCUUUCCCCAUUCCCAAACAUUAAUAGAUCUUCUCCAAGCAUUAGACGUAGCCAAUCGACUAGAAAUGAUUCCUCAGAUCUGGAAAGAUAGUAAAGAAUAUGGUCAUACUUUUCGCAAUGACCUAAAAGAAGAGAUUCUGAUGCUCAUGGCAAGGGAUCAGCACCCACCAGAGCUGCAGGCGGCAUUUGCUGACUGUGCUGCAGACAUCAAAUCGACUUACGAAAGCCAAGAUGCUAGACAGACUGCUUCAGAGUGGCCAGCCAAUUCUCUGAACUACAUAGCCAUCCUCUUCUUAAGGGCUGGGAGAACCCAGGAAGCCUGGAAAAUGCUGGGGCUUUUCAGGAAACAUAAUAAGAUCCCCAGGAAUGAGUUGCUGAAUGAGUUUAUGGAUAGUGCCAAAGCAUCCAGCAGCCCGGCCCAGGCCAUUGAGGUCAUUAAGCUGGCAAAUUCCUUCAGCCUGCCUAUUUGUGAGGGCCUCACCCAGAGGUUAAUUGCCGACUUCACCCUCAGCCAAGAACAGAAGGAAGCCCUGGGAGACCUAACCACACUGACCAGUGACAGCGAUAGUGAAAGUGAUAGCGAUACCAGCGAAGACAAAUAGAAAGUGUGUGAAUCAGGAGCAGCUAUGACCAAGCCUAGCUGUGAUUACACUGGAUACCUAAGAUGUUAAUAUCUGUAAUAUGAAGAAAACGGUACAGAUUUGGUGAACCUUGAAAUACAGUUGAUACACACUGGCUUGUUUAGGUUAAAUUCCCAGGCUAGCCACCUGUGUGAGGGUUACCACAUGGAGAGAAGCAGUGCCGCUGUUCUCACUUCUAUGGACACAUUGUGGGGUGUGCAGCUCGUUUGAGCACACCUGCGGCAGGCAUCUUGUGAGCUGACGUCAGCGCCAUUUGCCCUCCCCUGCUGUGGACUGUACCCUUUGUUGGCUGAUGCUGUGACAGUGGCCCUUCCUCCAGUUCACAGAAAGAGUCUAAAGGAAGAUUUUGUGCAGUUUCAUCACAUUGAUACGGGGUUAAUAGUAUCCCAAGUUCAGGGAUGUUUGUAUGUGGAACAUGGUGCAUCUGAGAACUGAACAAUCACAGGACUUUAGGCUGCACAGCUGGGAAGGUGAAAGCUGUAAAUAAAUCUUGUGACUGAGGUAUGUGUAUAUGCAUCUGCCUUCUUUCUGCACACCCCAGUCUCCCAGUAGGCUUGGGGCUGACACAGGUGUGUCCUCUCCCCCUUUCUCUGAGCGUGCUGGCACCUUCUUCACGUGUGCUGUGCUUCCAGUGAUCUGAAUGAAGGCUUGUGAAAAGAGGACUCAAGUGUUUCUUAGACAUGACUGCCUGUUGCUGGUUAUCAAAUCAUGUAAGUGUACCUGGUCAUGAUGUAAAGCUGUUUUACUGCUGGUAACAGGACCUGCUGUGAGACAGCAGUCAUUAGUGUGGACGGGUAAGGCAAGGUUUAUCAUUUAGAAUCAUUUAGAUCUUAGUGGAGGAGUGGCAGUAUACCAGAGAAAUGGGCUUAUUUCUUUGCGAUAAGGCAGUGUGUUAGGGCAUGGGAUGCUGAAAUGAAAGGUACGCAGAGGAGGAUGGGAGGUGCUGAAGGAGUCUCCAGCCUGGCUCAGGGAGACUAACCUAUAAAAGAAUGCUGUCUAGCUGACCUGCACAACCAUGGGCUUUAUAAAAGAUUUUAGAAAGGUGAAACCCAAGAACAGUUUUAUAGAGCUCAGAAAGACUUGAGGGACUUCCCUGGUGGUAGAGUGAAUAAGAGUCCACCUGCCAGUGCAGAGAACAUGGGUUUCAUCCCUGGUCCAGAAGAUUCCACAUGCGGCUGAGCAACUAAGCCUGUGCACCACAUACUGAGCCUGUGAGCUGGUGCUAGAGUGGCCGCUGCUAUCCACAACUAGAGAAAAGCCUCCAGCAGCAAAGAACUAGCACACCCCAAAAUUAACCCCAGUUCAGUUCAGUCGCUCAGUCGGUCCGACUCUUUGCGACCCCAUGAAUCGCAGCAUGCCAGGCCUCCCUGUCCAUCACCAACUCCCGGAGUUCACUCAGAUUCAUGUCCAUCGAGUCAGUGAUGCCAUCCAGCCAUCUCAUUCUCUGUCGUCCGCUUCUCCUGCCCCCAAUCCCUCCCAGCAUCAGAGUCUUUUCCAAUGAGUCAACUCUUCGCAUGCCAACAUCCACUGGAUCAUGGAAAAAGCAAGAGUUCCAGAAAAACAUCUAUUUCUGCUUGAUUGACUAUGCCGAAGCCUUCUGACUGUGUGGAUCACAAUAAACUGGAAAAUUCUGAAAGAAAUGGGAAUACCAGACCACCUAACCUGCCUCUUGAGAAAUCUGUAUGCAGGUCAGGAAGCAACAGUUAGAAAUGGACAUGGAACAAGACUGGUUCCAAAUAGAAAAAGGAGUGCGUCAAGGCUGUAUAUUGUCACCCUGCUUAUUUAACUUCUAUGCAGAGUACAUCAUGAGAAACGCUGGACUGGAAGAAGCACAAGAUGGAAUCAAGAUUGCCGGGAGAAAUAUUAAUAACCUCAGAUAUGCAGAUGACACCACCCUUAUGGCAGAAAGUGAAGAGGAACUAAAAAAACCCCAACCCAGGCCUAAACAGUCUACUGGAUUCCCAAAUCAAAGGACAUUAGAUGCCAUGCAGACUUGACUAUAACAAUCAUUAGCUGGUAUCAGUUCAGUUGCUCAGUUGUGUUCACCUCUGCAGCAUGCCAUGGACUGCAGCACACCAGGUUUCCCUGUCCAUUACCAACUCCCGGAGUUUACCCAAACUCAUGUCCACUGAGUUGGUGAUGCCAUCCAACCGUCUCAUCCUCUGUUGUCCCCUUCUCCCACCUUCAAUCUUUCCCAGCAUUGGAGUCUUUUUAGAUGAAUCAGCUCUUCGCAUCAGAUGGCCAAAGUAUUGGAGUUUCAGCUUCAACAUCAGUCCUUCCAAUGAAUACCCAGGACUGAUUUCCUUCAGGAUGGACUGAUUGCGUCUCCUUGCAGUACAAGGGACUCUCAAGAGUCUUCCAACACCACAGUUCAAAAGUAUCAAUUCUUCAGUGCUCAGCCUUUAUAGUCCAACUCUCACAUCCAUACAUGACCACUGGAAAAACCAUAGCCUUGACUAGAUGGACCUUUGUUGGCAAAGUAAUGUCUCUGCUUUUUAAUAGGCUGUCUAGGUUGGUCAUAACUUUCCUGCCAAGGAGUAAGCAUCUUUUAAUUUCAUGGCUGCAGUCACCAUCUGCAGUGAUUUUGGAGCCCCAAAAAAUAAAGUCUGUUUUAUUUGCCAUGAAGUGAUGGGGCCGGAUGCCAUGAUCUUAGUUUUCUGAAUGUUGAGCUUUAAGCCAACUUUUUCACUCUUCUCUUUCAUAAAAAGGCUCUUUAGUUCUUCACUUUCUGCUGUAAGGGUGGUGUCAUCUGCAUAUCUGAGGUUAUUGAUAUUUCUCCUGGCAACCUUGAUCCCAGCUUGUGCAUUUGAUCCCAGCCCAGCGUUUCUCAUGAUGUAUUCUGCAUAUAAGUUAA
Molecule: messenger RNA, 4961 nt
Organism: Budorcas taxicolor (takin)
Lineage: Eukaryota; Metazoa; Chordata; Mammalia; Artiodactyla; Bovidae
Gene: PTCD3
Product: pentatricopeptide repeat domain 3
Exons: 24
Coding region: 2-2068 (688 amino acids)
Biological process (GO): mitochondrial translation
Cellular component (GO): mitochondrion
Molecular function (GO): protein binding; ribosomal small subunit binding; rRNA binding
Source: RefSeq, a predicted model, not a curated record